AUCUCUUUAUUGUUAGAGACUCAGUGGAUUGUUGUCAUGGGUACUAAGGGAACAUGCAAGACCUCUAUAGCGGACGGCCUGUUAAGUUAUCUUGAGUUAUUCAUUGAGGGGGAGGAGGGGGAGGAGGAAGGGGCAGAGCUACUCAUAGAUGAUUACGAUGAUAAUAAGAUAAUUAAGAAGUUUAGUAUAUCAUCUUCGCCUGGGAUAUUGGGUGGAGGUCUUGAUUCUGCUUUGAAAUACAUCAGAGAAGAAUUACCAAUGAAACUACAAAGGUGUAAAACCCCAGUUCUUUUAUUUGACAACAUCUACGACUGUCAGUCGUUGGAGCAAGUCCUGAGUGCUGCUGGAACAUUAUCUAAAAGACCAUACAUAGUAGCCACCCUUUGCUCAGGGAGUACAAGAGGGAUACCGCUCCACCAGCUAAUGCUUAGACACAACAUAAGAGUAGUUACCUGUAACACUCACACUGAGCCGAUCGUAGGAAUACUCUCUAGGACGCUGAGGAAGAAAGUAUAUCAAUUGAAAGCAGAUCCUAAUUCGGAGGUGGAGCCUGUUGCUGAGCAACUCUUGCUGUGGUUGCCGUACCUUCUUGAUCACAUCAAUUUUUUCAUUAGCAAGUUUCAUUCAAACAAUGUCGCGUUAGGUCCUCGUGUAUUCCUUAAUUGUCCAUUGGAUGCAUCAUCUGAUUACAUGGAGAUGUGGUUCAUUAACUUGUGGAAUCAUUUCAUCAUUCCUUAUCUCAUGGGUACCAUAAUGGCUGGGAUAGAGACAUACAGUGCUGAUCCCACUCUUGAUUGGAUCGAUGUCCGGCAGUGGGUAAUCGAAACGUACCCUUGGGCAUCAACAAUCAACGUAUCUAAACUAAAGACACUAACUCCUGAUGAUGUGGGAUGGAAUCACGCUGUAAGGCCACAGAAUCAGAGCAGAUAUAUGUCAUAUAUGAGAGAUGAUGAUGUGCAGUCUGUCUUAAGAAUGCAAAACUGAUAAACUGUUAUUAUUAUUAUUAUUAUUAUUGUUAUUACCAAUAUUGCUAUUUCUGUUUGUAUCAUAUUAUUAUUACUAUUAUUAUUUUAUAGUUGUACUUCCUUCAUUUUCUCUCUUUCCUUCUCAUUGGACAUUUAUUUUUGCAGCUUACCAAUAAUUAUUAUUAUUAAUUAAAUAUUACUAUUAUUAUUAUUAGAUUUUGUCUUUUGUUCAUUUUUGGUUUCUGUGAGAUGUCGUUACAACCAAAAA
Amphimedon queenslandica is the source of this 1233-nucleotide messenger RNA. Its product is annotated as neuron navigator 2-like. Gene Ontology annotation, biological process: neurogenesis; nervous system development. The transcript has 9 exons. Lineage: Eukaryota; Metazoa; Porifera; Demospongiae; Haplosclerida; Niphatidae. The coding region runs from base 37 to 984 and encodes 315 amino acids. The record is from RefSeq and is a predicted model, not a curated record.